This is a messenger RNA of Cannabis sativa, 4371 nucleotides long. RefSeq names its product G-type lectin S-receptor-like serine/threonine-protein kinase SD1-1. Bases 3349 to 4191 code for a protein of 280 amino acids. Gene Ontology annotation, biological process: recognition of pollen. The record is from RefSeq and is a predicted model, not a curated record. Lineage: Eukaryota; Viridiplantae; Streptophyta; Magnoliopsida; Rosales; Cannabaceae. The transcript has 3 exons.
UCCGCUUUCUUGGUUGAAUAAUUUUUUUUUUUAGUUUAUUUUGUUUGUCUAUGGGGAUAAUUUAUUAUUUUGAAUAUUUAUGAGUUUGGUGGAGUAUGAAAUUUUUCUUAGUGACAAUAAUUUUUUUUAUUAUUUUUAUUUCGUUUAUUUUUGUUAUUUUAUUUUGAGGGUGUGUGUAAUGCUAGAUAAAUAAUUAAAUUAUUGGAGAUAAUUUAAUAUUUUAUUAUUUGUGAAUAUUAUUGUAGGUAAAUUAAUAAUAAAAAAUAUGGGUAAAUAUAUUAUAGCAUAUUGUUUAAUUUAUUAUUAAUAAUAAUAAUAUUAUUACUAUUACUAUUAUUAUUAUUAAUACUAAUAUUAUUAUUACUAUUACUAUUAUUAUUAUUUAUUAUUAUUAUUAUUAUUAUUAUUAUUAUUAUUAUAUAUUACUGUUAAACAACGUAGGUAUGUAUAUAUAUAUAUAUUCUUUUUUUGUUUUUAAAUUUUAAGUUGUUAAUCUAGGGUUAUAUUAGGGUUAGGAUUAUAUAUAAGAUGUUUAUAUGAUUGUUUAGGGUUUGAAGGGUUUAGAAACGGGGUGAGAGGCAGAGACGGAGAGAGAGAACGAAACCGAGCCGUGAAGAAAAAGUGAGAUUUCGGGUUUGUCGUUUGAGAGUUUGUGGGCUGCUCUAAAUCGUUUCUUUGAUUCUAAAUCCUCUCAUAAAGCUUUUAGAAUGUGAUUUAGAGGUUGGAAAUUAAACUGUUCGAAUUCACCAUCAUUUACGUUCAAAAAUACGGUUCUUGAAACGGACCCGAAUUUGAACGUGUUUAAGUUGUUUCGGAGAUCAAAGGAGGUUGUGUUUAAGUUUAUGGGACCCCAAAGAUCAGUUUUGACGUGAAGAAACGGGGUAAAAGGCUCUGAAACGAAAAAUCACAGUUUUGGACACCAUUUUUGCCGGUGUACCGUGUUUGGAGAAGACGAUCUCAAAUCGGUCAUUUCGAGACGAAAUAUCAGUGGUGUUUGACUCCUUUGAGGUUCUGGGAUCCCUAGGAAUAUUUUCCAAUCGAAAAGACGCAUCGAAACGGGUUGUAGAAAAACUUUGGAGCUCGCCGGCGCCGGAGAAGACAAUUACGCCGGCGUAACUCCGGCGACACGAUUUGGGCAUAUCUGAGGUGGUUUUCCCAUAUUUUUUUGUAGAUUUCGAUUCUACAUAUUAUUCUAGGGUGUUUGGUAAAGUUUCAUAAUUUUCUUGCAAUUAUUUGAUUUAUUAUGAAUUAUUUGGUUUAUGUGUUAAAUUAAUUAUGAAAAAUACUUAGAUUACUCAGAAAAAUCUAAAUUUAUUUUAUAUGAUUAGUUAUAAGAUAUAAACUAUUGGAAAAUUGGUAGAUUCGAAUUUCAGUUAAUUUUGUAAUUUUCACGAAUUAUUUGUGUUAUUUAUUAAAUUAAUUAUGAAAAAUACUUAGGUUGCUCAGAAAAAUCUAAGUUUAUUUUCUAUGAUUGGUUAUGGAUUAUAAACUGUUACAAAAUUGAUAGAUUAGGUUUUCGGUCGAUUUUGUAUUUUUCAUGAAUUAUUUGUGUUAUUUCUAAAGUUAAUUAUGAAAAAUACCUAGAUUAUUCAGAAAAUUAAAAGUUAAUUAUUUAGGGCUUAGUAUAGAGUAUAAACUGUGUUAGAAUGGUUAGAUUGGGUUUUCAAUCAUUUUUGUAUUUUUCAUGAAUUUAUUUAGUUAAUACUUAAAAUAAUUAUGAAAAAUAGUUAAGUGAUGCUAAAACAGUAAAAUAUAUUUUUGUAAUGCUAUUUACUACCUAUGGUACGAAUUAAAAGGGGUUUUUAUAAUUUAUUAGUUGCUGUAGGUAUUUAUUAUAAUUAUUUGUGACUAAAUAAUGAUUUAAUUGAGUUUUAGAUAGAGUAAAUAUUAAAAAUUGUGUUCACUGCUUGGGAACUGUCAAUAUAAUGUUACAAUAUAAUUCUAGUCUAUGAAAUAAAUUUAAGACUAGGUUGAGAUGUUUUGUUAUUUUAUAUAUCUAAGUAAUUGGUACUUAUAUACAGUUUGAAGUGUAAAUUAGUACAUGAAUAUGAAUAAUAAAUUGUACGUGUUUCUAGAUUGAUUUAAUUACUUUUAUAAUCUGUAUAAAUGAUUAAGAAAUAUGUUAGCUUCUGAUUUUGAUAAAUAAUUACAUAAUUGUAUAUUUUGUUGAUAAAUAGUAUUUUAGUAAAAUUUCACGUAAAAAGUGUUUGUAUGAGCACAUGUUUUACGUUAAAAAUAUUCAUAUGGGUACAUGCAAUGUGUUGGUGUGAAAUAUAUUGAUAAAUGGUUAUGUAUGGUGUGGCAUGCAAGUAAAAUUAGCUUAUGUGUUACGUACUUCUACGUAGGUUUUUGUAUGAGUACAGAGAUUCAUACUUGAAUAUAUUUUGAAUGUAUUGUUGUGUUAAUGAAUAUUUAGGAUCUUGUUCUCAACAAGGAAAUUCAUUGAGGUGCUUGGAGUAGCAAGAAGGUGUUCUUAACAACUGAGGUAAGAAGAGUGGACAUCUGUGCACAGGGUGUAUGUUGAAACAUACAACUGUAUUAUGGGUUUGUAUUUACAUGUUUUAUUCUAUGGUAGAUUGUUGUUUUAUGCUAAUGUUAUUGGUGUGUGAUAGUGAUAAGGCUUUUGAAUGUUUGUGUGAGGAUAGCACUUAUAGGAUAGGUUUUCUGCUGCUGGUGUGAGCAUAGCACUGCAGGAUAUAUUUUUGGCUGCUUGUAUGGGUUUACUUGCAGGUUAUCCUAUCAUGGGUGGGUACAGCUUGUGAUAAGGGAUUGCCCUGUUGGAUGCCGAGUGUGAGAACAGCACGAGGCAUGGCAGGUUACACUUCAUGUCUGAUCAACAUGAGUGGGAGUAUGUUAUCGUAUGUGAGGACAAUGUGCGAUAAGAUACUGUGUGUUAUGUGUGUGAGUAUAGCAUGCAUUAAGAUUACACUGUGAUAUGAUGUUCUAUUAUAUUUGAGAAUAGUAUGUGAUAUGAUAUGUUGGUAUAUGUGUGCUAGCAUGGUAUGAAUUAAUUUUACAUUGUGAUGUUAUUAUGUUUAUGACUAUGUUAUCUAGUUGGGGAGUUAUGUCCUACAUAGCUCUUCUUACUGGGCGUUAGCUCACGGGUACUCUGUGUGCAGGUAAGGCAAAACUAUACAGUGAGGGUGGCGAGCUCGAGGCAUGGAUUACAUGUUAGGGGAUUGUCACGAUGUUUUGGUUUGAGAAUAUUUCUUUAAAGAUUAUGGCUCGAUUACUUUUGUAAAAGUUAAUGUUUAAAAAUUUAUAAAGGAAUCAAGAGUUUUUGUUUUAAAAUAAUGAGAUCUCAUGCUUUAAUUAUUUUCAGUAAAUUAGUUUAUUGUUUUUCUAUAAAUGGUUUUAAACGGACUAGUAAGUGUGACGUCUCGGGAAAUCGGGGCGUUACAGGUAGAAGAACAACAAGUAUGGGAAUCUUAUUACAGAAUUCCAGGAGAUAAGUGUGACAUUUAUGGCACUUGUGGAGCUAAUUCUAAAUGUACAUUAAUGGAUGAUAAACCAAUCUGCCAAUGUUUACAAGGUUUUGAACCAAAGAAUCAAAAUAAUUUGUCACAAGGAUGUAUGAGGAACAGUUUUGUGAGCUGUAAUGAUAAAGAGAAAGAUGUGUUCUAUUUAACUACUGAGUUGAAAGUGCCCGAAACUAAGUAUACUUGGGCGAGUAAAAGCAUGAAACUCGACGAAUGCAAUGCUAAAUGCAUAAGCAACUGCUCUUGUUCGGCGUAUGGUUAUAAUUCCAAUUUAGAUGGUAGUAUUUCCGAUUUAGCUAUAGGCACCGAGUGUGUACUAUGGUUCGGGGAUUUGUUCGAUACUCGAAAUCCCAAGGGUUAUGGCCGAAAACAAAAUGUUUAUCUUCGAAUACCCUUUUCAACAACAGCUCCAAAAGAAACACGUGUUGGUAGUAAUGGUAAUUAUUCCAAGGUGAAGAAAGCAGUGAUAAUUAUUGCUGUCAUUCUCUUCAUCGGACUAGUUUUGAUUGGCUAUUACAUUUACAGGAGGAGAUGCAUUAAUGCCACUAAUAAUUAUUGUGCAAGAAACGAAAGCGAAGAUGAUGACAUGGAGCUUCCAUUGUUCAACAUAUGUACAAUUAGUACUGCCACUAAUAAUUUUUCAGAGGCUAAUAAGCUUGGAGAGGGUGGUUUUGGACCUGUAUACAAAGUAAGUUCUCAUUUAUAUUAUUAAGAGUAUUCUCUUUUCUUUUUACCAAUUAUGAAUAUUUUCAUUGUGAUGUAUUAGGGUACCUUGGAAGGAGGUAGGGAAAUUGCUGUGAAGAGUCUACAAUGAAUUCUGGACAAGGAGUCAGUGAGUUCAAAAAUGAAAUUAAACUAAUUGUUAAGCUUCAACAUCGGAAUCUUGUCAAGA